CCCCUCCUCUGCUCUUUGGACGCCCGUCUCGCGGACGGCGCCUCAGGCAGCGCGGCGGACGGCCCGUCCUCCGGCGCGCCGCGGGCCUCGGAGGACCCCAGCGACGGUCGUGGCGUAAGACCGGGGAGACGCGGCGAUAGCGGCGGCCGUUGGGAUUGAUUGCGCUGGUUGCCUCCGGCGUCCACUUCCCUAGCCGCCCUUGCUACACUGGCUGAUUGUUGUGCAGCCGGCGCCAUGUCUGUGAGCGAGAUCUUCGUGGAGCUGCAGGGCUUUUUGGCUGCCGAGCAGGACAUCCGAGAGGAAAUCCGAAAAGUUGUACAGAGUUUAGAACAAACAGCUCGAGAGAUUUUAACUCUACUGCAAGGGGUCCAUCAGGGUGCUGGGUUUCAGGACAUUCCAAAGAGGUGUUUGAAAGCUCGAGAACAUUUUGGUACAGUAAAAACACAUCUAACAUCUUUGAAGACCAAAUUUCCUGCUGAACAGUAUUACAGUCAGAAAUUAAAGUUUGCUUGUUUCUUGGUCUGGAUUAAACUGUUUGUCCUCCUUUUCAGACAGAGCAUCACAGUCAGGGCUGACACCAAAAUAAGACUUUCCCUGAGCCUGAAUUUUUUUUUUUUAUCUACUGUAAUAAGCAUCAAACAAGCAAAAAUAAACAAUGUCCCUUCCCCUGAACAACAACACCAAUAACAAACAUUUAAAGGCGGUA
Molecule: messenger RNA, 706 nt
Organism: Piliocolobus tephrosceles (Ugandan red Colobus)
Lineage: Eukaryota; Metazoa; Chordata; Mammalia; Primates; Cercopithecidae
Gene: TSN
Product: translin
Exons: 4
Coding region: 235-687 (150 amino acids)
Molecular function (GO): sequence-specific DNA binding
Source: RefSeq, a predicted model, not a curated record